GUUGCUCGACACGCCAUAACUUUGCGGACUGAAGCAGCAACAACAGAAGCUCCUUCAUUUCAUGACAUCUGGAACAGAGGAACAAACCAACCGCACUGUCUGAGCCUGUUUGAGUCAUCACUGACUAACAGCACCUACUAACUACAGCAUGCCAUUAGGAGGAGGAAACCAGUGUGGCCGCUGUCAGAAGACCGUCUACUUUGCAGAAGAGGUACUCUGUGAUGGGCGGAGCUUCCACAAGUCCUGCUUCCUGUGCAUGGUGUGUAGGAAGAACUUGGACAGCACAACUAUAGCUGUUCAUAUGGAGGAAGUCUACUGCAAGGCGUGCUACAGCAAGAAGUACGGGCCAAAAGGUUACGGUUAUGGCCAGGGAGCAGGGACACUCAGCAUGGACCGGGGAGAGUCUCUGGGUAUUACACAUGAAGAACCUGCUCCUCAUCGUCCCAGCAGCAACCCAAACCCAUCCAAGCUGGCUCAGAAGUUUGGAGGGUCCGACAAGUGCCCUCGUUGUGGCAAGGCCGUCUACGCUGCUGAGAAAGUGAUUGCAGCUGGGAGUGCGUGGCAUAAGAUUGGAUGUUUCACUUGUGCCACAUGUAAUAAGAGCCUUGAGUCAACCACACAAGCUGAUAAGGAUGGAGAACUCUACUGCAAAGCCUGCUAUGGCAAACAGUUUGGUCCCAAGGGGUUUGGGUACGGACAGGGAGCUGGGGCGCUGGUGAAUACUCAGUAGAGAGCAGACCACUGAGAUCUCUGUUGACAUGUUUGCAGAAAGCUGCGCUAACUGUCUUCUGACUGCAGAGGGCAGACUGCUGCCUUUAAACAUCCACCUGACUACAUCCACGUGGAGGAUAGGGUCCAUACUGAAUACUCAAACAUGUCUCAUCUUUUUCAUGCUGCAAUGAUGAUUUGCACCUUCUGAUCUUCCCCCCCUUUCCCCCUUGUAAUAGAGUAAGUGUUGCUUUUUUGUGUUUUUGUUAUGCUUUCCAAACAGAAUGAUAAUAAACAAAGUUGUUUGUGC
Molecule: messenger RNA, 1018 nt
Organism: Pseudoliparis swirei
Lineage: Eukaryota; Metazoa; Chordata; Actinopteri; Perciformes; Liparidae
Gene: csrp1a
Product: cysteine and glycine-rich protein 1a
Exons: 6
Coding region: 149-730 (193 amino acids)
Biological process (GO): sarcomere organization; muscle tissue development
Cellular component (GO): cytoplasm; nucleus; Z disc
Molecular function (GO): structural constituent of muscle; actinin binding
Source: RefSeq, a predicted model, not a curated record